CCCGUGCCCGUUUUGCGCGCGGACUUUAGAACGCACCGCACUUGGUUAUUUUUUUUGGAUAAGCGAUUCAGAGUAAAAACGUGGGUUAUUGUCUUAUAUAGCUAAUGGUAAAAUGUAUAUAUGAGCAGAAUUGGAGCAAAAAUAUUUGUAGUGACUUUCUUAAAAGUUUUCAUGUGGGUUAGUUUCAGUCUGCUGUAAGGAGAAGGAUGUUUUAAGGAUGUGUAUGGUGUUUACGAUAGCGUGUUGGGGGUAUUAUUGACGACGGCACCCGGUUUGACUUGAUGCUUGCAUUUCCAUCACAAAACCCUGCCUGGAAUCUUGUGUUCACAGUAAAUUUUCAUUGAAGGAUGCCUAAUACCAGUGCAAGGCCCAAGCAUGGCAGGAGGACUCGCAGACGACGCAGACAGGAGGACCCUGCCAGGGACCAGCUGGUCUCCAGUUCUCUGGAGAGUGCCCAGCAGUGCCUUUACAACCAGGAUUAUGGAACGGCUUUUGUGCACUACCUUCUGGUCCUCAGCCUCGCACCUGUGUUUAAGAAUUUUGCAAAGGACUCAUUUCGUUUCACUCUCUUCAAAUGGGCAGAAGAGUUAGACUCUGUGGGACGCAUUCAGGAACUGUUUGACUGCUACGAACAGGCUCUAGAAGUCUUUCCUGACGACGAGGUCAUCCUCAACAGUAUGGGCGAACACCUGUUCCGAAUGGGAUUUAGAGAUGAAGCUGCAGGUCAUUUCCACAAAGCCUUAAAGCUGAGACCAGACUACCCAGAAGCCAGAGAGAACUUUUACCGUGUGGCCAACUGGCUGGUGGAGCGUUGGCAUUUCCUUAUGCUCAAUGACCGAGGCAGGAACCGAAAGUACCAGCAAGCCAUUCAGAAGGCUGUUCAGAGCGGCUGCAACACUGUACUUGACAUAGGUACUGGCACUGGAAUACUUGGAAUGUGUGCUAAGAAGGCGGGGGCUGCUGAGGUGUUUGCCUGUGAGCUGUCAAAGACCAUGUACGAGCUGGCUUGUGAGGUGGUGGCUGCCAACGGGAUGGACGGCAGCAUCAGCAUCCUCCAUAAGAAAUCCCUUGAGAUGGAAGUGCCAGCAGACAUCCCACGCAGGGUGUCGUUAGUGGUGACCGAGACAGUCGAUGCAGGUUUGUUUGGAGAGGGCAUCAUAGAGAGUCUCAUUCAUGCCUGGCACCACCUCCUGCUGCCUCCAAAGAGCGGUGAGAAUGAAUUUGAAGAAGUGUCCACCACAGGACGGGUCAUCCCAGCAGGAGCAACUGUGUUCUGUAUGGCUAUUGAGUGCCUUGAGAUCCGCCGGCAUCACAGACUCUGUGUGACAGAAGUGGGCGGUCUGUCGAUGGCUGCAGCCGGAGAACUCCGCAGUCCAGUGAGCUGCAGCUCGGAGGCUGAUGACUCCAUGGAGCCAUACACCACGGAGAGACUCAGCAGGCUGCCCGGAGGAUACAAAGCUCUCACAGAGCCUUUCACAGCUCUCACCAUAGAUUUCAACAAUGUGCAAGAACUGGAAGGCUUGAGCUCCAGGGAAGUCCGGGAGAUCCGGCUGCCUGUCACUCAGGAAGGACAACUGGACGCUCUGGCUGUGUGGUUCCAGCUCCACCUGGACGAGGAGAACAGUCUGUCCACUGGACCUCAGGAAGACACCUGCUGGGAGCAGGCCAUCUACCCCAUCCACAUCACAACAUGUUUUGUGUUAAAGCCGCGAGAUGAGUUGAUUGUUGAAGUUUCCUGUCAAGAUGCCUACUUACGACUCAGCAGUGUCGCCGUGCUGAGAGAUGGUCGUAAAAUCCAUCUUAACAAGCACGUGGAGCUGCAGCAUUCUGGGAACUCCAUCUCAAACUCGGAAGCCGAGCUGUGCAGUGCGUUGGCUUGUCUCCAAACAAAUCACAGUCAACCUGAAACUUUUAGUACCCUGGAAUGUUCGGAGAUGGCACUCCUGAACAACCAGGAUUACCAUCAAAGUUUUUGCGGUGCAUUAUCCAAGCUCAUCUCAAAGUUGAAAGUUCAAAAACAAAACCAGGAGCAAGUGAGUGUCAUGCCUGCACCUGACAGUAGCUUGUUUUAUGUGCUGGAUGUGUCUGAGGGCUUUUCUCUGCUCUCGCUCAUCGCUGCUCACCAAGGUGGUGUGAAAGCCUACAGCUCUGUGGAAAAGAACAAGCAACAAGAAGUACUGAGGAGACUUGCUCAGUCCAAUAGUGUCUCAGAACAGCAUCUAGAGUUCUGGCUCAACCACACAGAGGAUGAGCAGGGCGUCCUUCAGAGGCCAUCCCGGGAAAAGCUGUGGAGCGCCAUCAUUUUGGAUUGUGUGGAAACAUGUGGCCUCAUUCGACAAAAGCUGAUGGAGAAAGCUUCACUGGCCAGGUGUCUGCUAGAAGAAGGAGGGCACAUUUUUCCAGAGAAGAUUGUUGUGUAUGGAAUGCUGGUUGAGUCGGACACACUGCUACUAGAAAGUGCUGUCCAGGGACGGGAGCCAACUCUGGGGUUUAAUAUCGCUCCUUUCAUCAAUCAAUUUACUGUACCAGUCCAUGUUUUCCUGGACUUUUCCACACUAGAAUGCAGACGUCUCAGUGAGGCUCUGGAGCUUUUUGUUUUGAACCUUAUGGAUGCCAACGCAAACUAUACAAACAGAGAAGUCAAAGUCCAGACCAUCUCUGCGGGCAGAAUAACUGCAAUUCCCUUCUGGUACCACAUCUACUUGGACAGGGAGAUCAGUGUGAGCACGCUCAGCCAGAACUCUCACUGGAAGCAGGCAGCUGUGGUUCUGCAGGAGCCUCUGGAGGUACGAGCUGGCGACUGGGUCUGCCUCGCUGUGAGGCUUCACGAAAGCACCAUCUCCAUUUCAGCUCGGUUAGAAAACACGCCUGUGCAAAUGGACUAAUGUUAACUUAAUUUGCAGAACUUUUUAUUUGUAAACAUGUUGGGUUUCUUCACUUUCACAUAGUCUGUGGGAAAUGCAUUAAAUUUCUCUUUUUUUAGUGUCCUUUUUAAUGUAAUACCAGACAUCCAUUUUCAGAUUUUUUUGAAGACACAUGGAAGUUUCUGCUUAGAAGUUGUCUAGUUAGGCCCUGUCCCAAUACCUGCACUCCCACCCUCGUUCCGCCCUUGUGCACUUCAAAUGCGCGUUCAUGUUGAAGGGUUUGAGUGCGUAGUGUGUCCCACAUUCUCCACAUCUGCCCUUCACCCCGCCCAUUUUGGGUACCAUUUCCGCCCUUCCGUGAAGUCUGCAUAUUUGCAGACUUCAGUGAAGUGUGUUACCCACAAUUCAUUGCUGCAUGUGACGUCUGGUAUUAAAAUGCAGACCGCAGAAGAAGAAAAGCAAUAUUCAUGGAAGGAUGGAUCAUGGAAAAACAAAUUUGGGCCAUUAUGAAAAUUUUAAUUAACGAAAUGUAGCCCGGAUCCUCUAAGAGAACAUUUUAUUUAAAACAUUUCAACAAACAAGAAAUUUGAUCAGUUAGAACAAAAUUUUUGAAAUUUCCAAUCCUUCCUAAAGUUAAAGAAGUUCACUUUAAAAUUUUAAAUGAAAAAUACGAGAAUUUAUUUAAAAUAUAUUCAAAUUUGAAAUGGAGACAUGAUAAUUUUGUAAAUCAUCAGUGGAAUCAACUGAACAUUUUUUUUUUUUUUAAUGUGAGAUUUCACAUAGAUUUUGGAAUUAAGUACACAACUGGUUGAUCGCUAAGUCUCCACAAAUAAAUCCCUUUUCCUGGAAAGAUAUUAAAUAUGGAAUAUCAAUUAAAAAAUGAAUAUUUGAAAAUUAUAUCACAUUGUUUGCUAAAUUUUAUAUUCACAAAUGUUUCACAAAAUCUCUUCCAAUUGAUAAAGUAUUGAAAAAUGAAUUUAAUCUGAUUUAAACCCUUUUUUAUUUCAUUAUUGUUUUAUUUUUAUGUAUUUUCCCUUAUUUUAUAUAUUUAUUGUUGUUUUUUGUUUGAUUUACUUUUACUAAAGAUUUCUACGUCAGUUGGUUUACUUAGUUAAUAGUCAUGGUGAUCUCUUAAACUUUUCAUAAUUUGACAUUAAGGAGGAAUUUUAUAGAAUAGACAGUUAGAAUAGAUAAUUAAGAUAUGUAAAUGUGAAAUGGUCGUUAACGUAUGUAUGUUUAUUUUUUUGUCUUUGUUCUGUUAUAUUGGUUCAAUAAAAACAAUGCCAUCCGUGUUGGAUGUCACAGUUACGACGCAGUGGCACAACUUGAUGAUGUAAUCUGUGCUGUCCCAAUUCUCAAUUGUUUUGCACACUUGUAACCUGCGCACUCAAACACUAUGUGCACCGACGGAAUCCACACUGCAUAGAGGGGCGCAGGGUGCGCACUGAGCAUUGGGACUGAGCCUUAGUCUUCUAACACAAACCUAGUAACGUCCAAUAGUUGGCUGAUUCAAAGCUAUCAGAACAUUUAGUAGAAAUAGCCUUUGAAGUCAUGCUACAGUUUGUACAUUGUACUUUAGUACAUACAUAAAAUGUACUUAUCACAUGAUUAUUCUUAAAUAAUGGACCAGUUGUAAUAAAGAGGUUUUUAUUUGUAAAACUGCUUACCAAUACCUGUGACAUUUUAAUAAAUGCAAGAUGAAAUGUUA
This is a messenger RNA of Austrofundulus limnaeus, 4572 nucleotides long. It is a transcript of the gene prmt9, whose product is annotated as protein arginine methyltransferase 9. Bases 348 to 2885 code for a protein of 845 amino acids. The record is from RefSeq and is a predicted model, not a curated record. Gene Ontology annotation, molecular function: protein binding; histone methyltransferase activity; protein-arginine N-methyltransferase activity. The transcript has 13 exons. Gene Ontology annotation, biological process: chromatin remodeling; peptidyl-arginine methylation, to asymmetrical-dimethyl arginine. Gene Ontology annotation, cellular component: nucleus. Lineage: Eukaryota; Metazoa; Chordata; Actinopteri; Cyprinodontiformes; Rivulidae.